Molecule: messenger RNA, 6549 nt
Organism: Lontra canadensis (Northern American river otter)
Lineage: Eukaryota; Metazoa; Chordata; Mammalia; Carnivora; Mustelidae
Gene: SCN8A
Product: sodium voltage-gated channel alpha subunit 8
Exons: 27
Coding region: 195-6137 (1980 amino acids)
Biological process (GO): sodium ion transmembrane transport; neuronal action potential; membrane depolarization during action potential
Cellular component (GO): plasma membrane; axon; voltage-gated sodium channel complex
Molecular function (GO): protein binding; voltage-gated sodium channel activity
Source: RefSeq, a predicted model, not a curated record
CGCGGGGGGCGGGCGCGGGGAGCGCUCCAAGAUGGCGCCCACCGCAGUCCCGCCCGCCGCAUCCUCGGCGCCUCUGCAGUCCGGCCGCGCCUCCCGGGCCCCGCGCUAGGGCCGUCGUUGCCUCCCUCGCCGCCGCUGCCAGCUGACCUGUCCCGGCCGCAGCACAACUAACGAAGCUGCUGCAGGAUGAGAAGAUGGCAGCGCGGCUGCUCGCACCACCAGGCCCUGACAGUUUCAAGCCUUUCACCCCCGAGUCACUGGCAAACAUCGAGAGGCGCAUUGCCGAGAGCAAGCUCAAGAAACCGCCGAAAGCCGAGGGCAGCCAUCGCGAAGACGAUGAGGACAGCAAACCCAAGCCAAACAGUGACCUGGAGGCAGGGAAGAGCCUGCCUUUCAUCUAUGGGGACAUCCCACAAGGCCUGGUCGCGGUUCCCCUGGAGGACUUUGACCCAUACUAUUUGACGCAGAAAACCUUUGUAGUAUUAAACAGAGGGAAAACUCUCUUCAGAUUUAGUGCCACGCCUGCCUUGUACAUUUUAAGUCCUUUUAACCUGAUAAGAAGAAUAGCUAUUAAAAUUUUGAUACAUUCAGUAUUUAGCAUGAUCAUUAUGUGCACUAUUUUGACCAACUGUGUAUUCAUGACUUUUAGUAACCCUCCUGAAUGGUCGAAGAAUGUGGAGUACACAUUCACAGGGAUUUAUACAUUUGAAUCACUAGUGAAAAUCAUUGCGAGAGGUUUCUGCAUAGAUGGCUUUACCUUUUUACGGGAUCCGUGGAACUGGUUGGAUUUCAGUGUCAUCAUGAUGGCAUAUGUGACAGAGUUUGUGGACCUGGGCAAUGUCUCAGCGCUGAGAACAUUCAGGGUUCUCCGAGCUUUGAAAACUAUCUCUGUAAUUCCAGGCCUGAAGACCAUUGUGGGUGCCCUAAUCCAGUCAGUGAAGAAGCUGUCAGAUGUGAUGAUUCUGACAGUAUUCUGCCUGAGUGUUUUUGCUUUGAUUGGACUGCAGCUGUUCAUGGGCAAUCUGCGAAACAAGUGUGUUGUGUGGCCCAUAAACUUCAACGAGAGCUAUCUGGAAAAUGGCACCAAAGGCUUUGAUUGGGAAGAAUAUAUCAACAAUAAAACAAAUUUUUACACAGUUCCUGGCAUGCUGGAACCUUUGCUCUGCGGGAACAGUUCUGAUGCUGGGCAAUGCCCAGAGGGAUACCAGUGUAUGAAAGCGGGAAGGAACCCCAACUACGGUUACACAAGCUUUGACACUUUCAGCUGGGCCUUCUUAGCAUUAUUUCGCCUUAUGACCCAGGACUACUGGGAAAACUUGUAUCAGUUGACCUUACGAGCAGCUGGGAAAACAUACAUGAUAUUCUUCGUCUUGGUCAUCUUUGUGGGUUCUUUCUAUCUCGUGAACUUGAUCUUGGCUGUGGUGGCCAUGGCUUAUGAAGAGCAGAAUCAGGCAACACUGGAGGAGGCAGAGCAGAAAGAGGCUGAAUUCAAAGCGAUGUUGGAGCAACUUAAGAAGCAACAGGAAGAGGCACAGGCCGCUGCCAUGGCCACCUCCGCAGGCACUGUCUCAGAAGAUGCCAUCGAGGAAGAAGGUGAAGAAGGGGCAGGCUCUCCUCGCAGCUCCUCUGAAAUAUCGAAACUCAGUUCCAAGAGUGCCAAAGAAAGGCGUAACAGGAGGAAGAAGAGGAAGCAGAAGGAACUCUCUGAAGGAGAGGAAAAGGGGGAUCCUGAGAAGGUGUUUAAGUCAGAGUCAGAAGAUGGUAUGAGGAGGAAAGGCUUUCGGCUGCCAGACAACAGAAUAGGGAGGAAAUUUUCCAUCAUGAAUCAGUCCCUGCUCAGCAUCCCGGGCUCCCCGUUCCUCUCCCGGCACAACAGCAAAAGCAGCAUCUUCAGCUUCAGGGGGCCCGGGCGCUUCCGCGACCCGGGCUCGGAGAACGAGUUCGCGGACGACGAGCACAGCACGGUGGAGGAGAGCGAGGGCCGCCGGGACUCGCUCUUCAUCCCGAUCCGGGCCCGCGAGCGCCGCAGCAGCUACAGCGGUUACAGCGGCUACAGCCAGGGCAGCCGCUCGUCGCGCAUCUUCCCCAGCCUGCGGCGUAGCGUCAAGCGCAACAGCACGGUCGACUGCAACGGCGUGGUGUCCCUCAUCGGUGGCCCCGGCUCGCACAUCGGCGGGCGGCUCCUGCCAGAGGCUACAACUGAGGUGGAAAUUAAGAAGAAAGGCCCCGGAUCUCUCUUAGUUUCCAUGGACCAACUGGCCUCCUAUGGGCGGAAGGACAGAAUCAACAGUAUAUUGAGUGUCGUUACAAAUACACUAGUAGAAGAGCUGGAAGAGUCUCAGAGAAAGUGCCCGCCGUGCUGGUAUAAAUUUGCCAAUACUUUCCUCAUCUGGGAGUGUCACCCCUACUGGAUCAAACUGAAAGAGAUUGUGAAUUUGAUCGUUAUGGACCCGUUUGUGGACUUGGCCAUCACCAUCUGCAUUGUCCUGAAUACCCUGUUUAUGGCCAUGGAGCACCAUCCCAUGACACCACAGUUUGAGCACGUCUUGGCUGUAGGAAAUCUGGUUUUCACUGGAAUUUUCACAGCGGAAAUGUUCCUGAAGCUCAUAGCCAUGGAUCCCUACUAUUAUUUCCAAGAAGGUUGGAACAUUUUUGACGGAUUUAUUGUCUCCCUCAGUUUAAUGGAACUGGGUCUAGCAGACGUGGAGGGGCUUUCGGUGCUGCGAUCUUUCCGAUUGCUCCGAGUCUUCAAAUUGGCCAAAUCCUGGCCCACCUUGAACAUGCUGAUCAAGAUUAUUGGAAAUUCAGUGGGUGCCCUAGGCAACCUGACCCUGGUGCUGGCCAUUAUUGUCUUCAUCUUUGCUGUGGUGGGCAUGCAACUCUUUGGAAAGAGCUACAAAGAGUGUGUCUGCAAGAUCAACCAGGACUGUGAACUCCCUCGCUGGCACAUGAAUGACUUUUUCCAUUCCUUCCUCAUUGUCUUUCGAGUGUUGUGCGGGGAGUGGAUUGAGACCAUGUGGGACUGCAUGGAAGUGGCAGGCCAGGCCAUGUGCCUCAUCGUCUUCAUGAUGGUCAUGGUUAUUGGCAACUUGGUGGUGCUGAACCUGUUUCUGGCCUUGCUUCUGAGCUCCUUCAGUGCAGACAAUCUGGCAGCCACGGACGACGAUGGAGAAAUGAACAACCUACAAAUCUCAGUCAUCCGGAUCAAGAAGGGGGUGGCCUGGGCCAAACUGAAAGUGCACGCCUUCAUGCAGGCCCACUUUAAGCAGCGUGAGGCCGAUGAAGUGAAGCCCCUGGACGAGCUCUAUGAAAAGAAGGCCAACUGCAUCGCCAACCACACCGGUGCAGACAUCCACCGGAACGGUGACUUCCAGAAGAACGGCAACGGCACGACCAGUGGCAUUGGCAGCAGCGUGGAGAAGUAUAUCAUCGACGAGGACCACAUGUCCUUCAUCAACAAUCCCAACUUGACCGUGCGGGUGCCCAUUGCUGUAGGCGAGUCUGAUUUUGAGAACCUCAACACAGAGGAUGUUAGCAGCGAGUCGGAUCCUGAAGGCAGCAAAGAUAAACUGGAUGACACUAGCUCCUCUGAAGGAAGCACCAUCGAUAUCAAACCCGAAGUAGAAGAAGUCCCAGUGGAACAGCCCGAGGAGUACUUGGACCCAGAUGCCUGCUUCACAGAAGGCUGUGUCCAGCGAUUCAAGUGCUGCCAGGUCAACAUCGAAGAAGGGCUUGGCAAGUCUUGGUGGAUCCUGAGGAAGACCUGUUUCCUCAUUGUGGAGCACAACUGGUUUGAGACCUUCAUCAUUUUCAUGAUUCUGCUCAGCAGUGGCGCCCUGGCCUUCGAGGACAUUUACAUCGAGCAGAGAAAGACCAUCCGUACCAUCCUGGAAUACGCCGACAAAGUCUUCACCUACAUCUUCAUCCUGGAGAUGUUGCUCAAGUGGACAGCCUAUGGCUUCGUCAAGUUCUUCACCAACGCCUGGUGCUGGCUGGACUUCCUCAUUGUGGCUGUCUCUUUAGUCAGCCUUAUAGCUAAUGCCCUGGGCUACUCGGAACUAGGUGCCAUAAAGUCCCUUAGGACCCUAAGAGCUUUGAGACCCUUAAGAGCCUUAUCACGAUUUGAAGGGAUGAGGGUGGUGGUGAAUGCCUUGGUGGGCGCCAUCCCCUCCAUCAUGAAUGUGCUGCUGGUGUGUCUCAUCUUCUGGCUGAUUUUCAGCAUCAUGGGAGUUAACCUCUUUGCGGGGAAGUACCACUACUGCUUUAAUGAGACCUCUGAAAUCCGAUUUGAAAUUGAAGAUGUCAACAAUAAAACUGAGUGCGAAAAGCUCAUGGAGGGGAACAACACAGAGAUCAGGUGGAAGAAUGUGAAGAUCAACUUUGACAACGUCGGUGCAGGCUACCUGGCACUUCUUCAAGUGGCAACCUUCAAAGGCUGGAUGGACAUCAUGUAUGCAGCUGUAGAUUCCCGAAAGCCCGACGAGCAGCCUAAGUAUGAGGACAACAUCUACAUGUACAUCUACUUUGUCAUCUUCAUCAUCUUCGGCUCCUUCUUCACCCUGAACUUGUUCAUUGGUGUCAUCAUUGAUAACUUCAAUCAACAAAAGAAAAAGUUUGGAGGUCAGGACAUUUUCAUGACAGAAGAACAGAAGAAGUACUAUAAUGCCAUGAAAAAGCUGGGCUCAAAGAAACCACAGAAACCCAUUCCCCGCCCCCUGAACAAAAUCCAAGGCAUCAUCUUUGACUUUGUCACUCAACAAGCCUUUGAUAUCGUUAUCAUGAUGCUCAUCUGCCUUAACAUGGUGACCAUGAUGGUGGAGACAGAUACGCAGAGCAAGCAGAUGGAAAACAUUCUCUACUGGAUUAACCUGGUCUUUGUCAUCUUCUUCACCUGUGAGUGUGUGCUCAAAAUGUUUGCCUUGAGGCACUACUACUUCACCAUUGGCUGGAACAUCUUUGACUUCGUGGUAGUCAUCCUCUCCAUUGUGGGAAUGUUCCUGGCUGAUAUAAUUGAGAAAUACUUUGUUUCCCCAACCCUAUUCCGAGUCAUCCGAUUGGCCCGUAUCGGGCGCAUCUUGCGUCUGAUCAAAGGUGCCAAAGGGAUUCGGACCCUGCUCUUUGCCUUAAUGAUGUCCUUGCCUGCUCUGUUCAACAUUGGCCUUCUGCUCUUCCUGGUCAUGUUCAUCUUCUCCAUCUUCGGGAUGUCCAAUUUCGCGUAUGUAAAGCACGAGGCUGGCAUCGACGACAUGUUCAACUUUGAGACCUUUGGCAAUAGCAUGAUCUGCCUGUUUCAGAUCACAACCUCAGCUGGCUGGGACGGCCUGCUGCUGCCCAUCCUGAACCGCCCGCCUGACUGCAGUCUGGAUAAGGAGCACCCAGGGAGUGGCUUCAAGGGCGACUGCGGGAACCCCUCCGUGGGCAUCUUCUUCUUCGUAAGCUACAUCAUCAUCUCCUUCCUGAUCGUUGUGAACAUGUAUAUUGCCAUCAUCUUGGAGAACUUCAGUGUAGCCACAGAGGAAAGUGCCGACCCUCUGAGUGAGGAUGACUUUGAGACCUUCUACGAGAUCUGGGAGAAGUUUGACCCCGAUGCCACCCAGUUCAUCGAGUACUGUAAGCUGGCAGACUUUGCAGAUGCCUUGGAGCACCCUCUCCGAGUGCCCAAGCCCAACACCAUUGAGCUCAUUGCCAUGGACCUGCCCAUGGUCAGCGGGGACCGCAUCCACUGCUUGGACAUCCUUUUUGCCUUCACCAAGCGGGUCCUGGGAGACAGCGGGGAGCUGGACAUCCUCCGCCAGCAGAUGGAGGAGCGGUUCGUGGCGUCCAACCCUUCCAAAGUGUCUUACGAGCCCAUCACGACCACACUGAGACGCAAGCAGGAGGAGGUGUCGGCCGUGGUCCUGCAGCGCGCCUACCGGGGACAUUUAGCGAGGCGGGGUUUCAUUUGCAAAAAGACCACUUCCAAUAAGCUGGAGAACGGAGGCACACACCGGGAGAAAAAGGAGAGCACCCCGUCCACAGCCUCCCUCCCGUCCUAUGACAGCGUAACUAAACCUGAGAAGGAAAAACAGCAACGGGCAGAGGAAGGAAGAAGGGAAAGGGCCAGAAGACAAAAAGAGGUCAGAGAAUCCAAGUGUUAGAGGAAAGCAAAAAUUAAAUAUUGUACAGAUGUAAAACUUGCAAGUGAAAGAUUGUUUACAAACUUCCUGAAUCUUCUCAAUGCAGAACAGCUGUGGAGACACUUGAACUGAAGAUCUAUACCAAACGUAGUCUGCUUACCAUGUAACACGGUUGCAUCUUGAGCAGUGACCUGCCAAGGGCCAAGGACCCUGCUCCCCGGACUCACAGAUUUUCUAACGCUUGGGCAGGUGGUUACUGCAUGUUCCACAUCAGUCAAUGCAACUUAGGACAAAACCAACAGGAUACAAAAACCAGAGGAGAGGCUGCCGGGACCAGCAGAUUUCCGUUGCAGCCAAAGGGAUUUUAUUUUUUCAUUUUGGUGAUUCUCAGAAGCAGAAAGCAUCACUUUAAAAGUUUGUUUGUCCAUGCAAA